Molecule: messenger RNA, 1813 nt
Organism: Harpia harpyja (harpy eagle)
Lineage: Eukaryota; Metazoa; Chordata; Aves; Accipitriformes; Accipitridae
Product: ribosome biogenesis protein NSA2 homolog
Biological process (GO): maturation of LSU-rRNA; maturation of 5.8S rRNA
Cellular component (GO): nucleolus; preribosome, large subunit precursor
Source: RefSeq, a predicted model, not a curated record
UGCCGCCGUUGCGCUGUGGUCUGCUCAGGCUCCCGCGGUGUGGGGCAGCGCUGGCCCCAGCCGUCCGGUCCUCAGCCGCCAUUACCUGCUCACCGCGCUUCCUUGUGCACACAGCCGCAGAACGAGUACAUCGAGCUGCACCGUAAGCGCUACGGGUACCGCCUGGACUACCACGAGAGGAGGAGAAGGAAGGCCAAGAUGAUGAUCGGGCUGAAAGCCAAGCUCUACCACAAGCAGCGGCAUGCUGAGAAGAUUCAGAUGAAGAAGACCAUUAAAAUGCAUGAAGAGAGAAAUACAAAGGAAAAGAAUGAUGAAAAAACACCUAAAGGAGCUGUACCAGCAUACCUGCUGGACAGAGAGGGCCAGUCCUGGGCUAAGGUUCUAACAUUAUUAAACAGAAAAGAAAAAGCUGGGAAAUGGGAGGUUUCCGUGCCAAAGGUCCAUGCACAAGGAGAAACAGAAGUUUUAAAAGUGAUUCGUACAGGAAAGAGAAAGGAGGAGGCCUGGAAGAGAACGGUUACAAAAGUUUGUUUUAUCGGAGAUGGCUUUACUAGGAAGCCUCCUAAAUACAAAUGAUUCAUUCAACCAAUGGGCUUACGUUUCAAGAAGGCACGCAUGACACAUCCUGAAUUUAAAGCUACUUUUUGCCUACCUAUCCUGAAAAAGAAUCCUUCUUUUCCUUUGUAUACAACACUGGGUGUAAUUACCAAAGGUACCAUCAUCGAGGUGAACAUGAGUGAGCUUGGCCUUGCGACAGAAGGGGGCAAAGUUAUCUGGGGGAAAUAUGCACAAGUAACAAACAGUCCAGAAAAUUAUGGCUGUAUUAAUGCAGUUCUACUUGUCUAAGUUGUGUUUGAUACUAAGCAUUAGACAUGGGCUCCUGCAAAAUCAGUGCAGUUUCAACAAGUUUGCAAGAUCUCUGGAACCUUCAACCAUUCAAGAACAUUGACCUGACCCCACAAGCUGGUGAGGAACUUAAACGUGCCAGAAACUGACUGCUCAGAUUUUUAUAUUUAUUAUGUUUGCUCAGCUGAACACUGUCCAAAUGAAGUGAUUCAAUUUUCAUGUUUUGCUAAUGUGGUAUGGAUUUGAUCUAAACAUUCUUGGUGUUUUUACAGUAAAUAUAUUGUAUAAAUACUUAUUCAGCUCACAUUCCUAGCGAUGGGAAAUACAGCCGCUGUCUCCCAUGAUGGCCUACUGUAAUAGCUAAAGGUACAGAGGAACAAAUUAACUUGCAUUCUGCUUCUGGGAAAGCAAGAGAAUUGGAAGAAUGCAGCUAUAAUCUUACUGCAGACUUGUAUCAGAAAUUAAACACUCAGUUUAGUACUUGCCCCUACAGAAACACAGGCUUAAGAUCAUAUCAGCAGUGUGGGGGUGCAGUGGGGAAGGUAACUAGAAGAGCAGCUAUUUCUUUUUUCCUGUUACCUCCUUUCUCCCCUUUGCCUCUGUGACUGCAUUAAUGGAAAGAAUAAGGGCUGGGGGGUGUGGCAUUGUGGUUCCAGGCAAGAGAAGAAGUUUCAGAAGUUUAAGUUUAUGAAGUUGUAGGGGUUUUACAAUGUGAAAUUUGAGAAUGGCAUCACAACUGUGAUACCUACAACUACUUGUAGCUAUCUUGGUUGCUUUAAGAAACAUUCAAGAAAAACUAAAGUCCCAAGCAUCAAGUGAUCAAUGUAUAUUUAGCUUACAUCCUCAAAAUACAAGAAACAAAAGCUGCUUCUAAACUGGAAGUUUUCAGUGAUGCUGUAUAAUAACUGCAUCAGUAAUCUUCUAGUUGAGAAUUUGGUGGUAACAAACUUAGCACAAUCUACCACUA